This is a messenger RNA of Octopus bimaculoides (California two-spot octopus), 3606 nucleotides long. RefSeq names its product diacylglycerol kinase beta. The record is from RefSeq and is a predicted model, not a curated record. Gene Ontology annotation, molecular function: calcium ion binding; ATP-dependent diacylglycerol kinase activity. Lineage: Eukaryota; Metazoa; Mollusca; Cephalopoda; Octopoda; Octopodidae. Gene Ontology annotation, cellular component: plasma membrane. Gene Ontology annotation, biological process: phospholipase C-activating G protein-coupled receptor signaling pathway.
GCAGUUAGGAUGUCUAGCGUAUAGUUCUGUCAUUUAUUCUAUGGAAACUUGUCUGGUAUCUUCUGUACUCUUUCCGUUUCACACACACUCACGCACUUGUCUUCUCUCUUUCUUUCUCCGUCUCUUUCUUCGACCGCAGCAGCUGAUUUCACUGAAAAUGCAACUAGCCACUGUGUUAGCCACAACUUCGACAGUCGCUUAUACAGGCUUAUGUUAUUCAACAAAAACUCUACAGAAAUGUGACAGCACCUGCUGGAUUCGAACAAUGAUCGUUCUGAAAUAUAACCAAUUUAUUGCGGAUAAAUUUUAAUAACAAAAUCUUAAGUGGACCCCAAAGGGCCAUGUGGACCCCAGCUGAGAAAUAUUGGCCUAGAGUAAUCCUGAGAUGGCAGCACUUUCUGUUGGAAAGGUAAGCCACAUAUCUGGUGAUGUUAAUAUGAGACAACUCUUGCACUGAUCUGUGAGAUGAAGAAGUGAUGGUGCAAAUGCAGUUUCUUCCUGAACACGUGUGGAUGUAUUAGCAACUGAUGAACAGAUCACGUGGAAAUAUACAUGGCAGAUACUGUCUGAGAAUUAUGGAGGGCAAUCAUUAUUAAUAUGGAAGUAGCACCAGAACAACACUCACUAGAGUAACUGUUUCUCACUGGAUUUAACAUAUACUGAACUCACUGGAGUAAUAUUUCCUGCAAUAAAUAUCUCUCAUUGGAGUAACACUCGUUGAAGUAAUCACUUUCACUUGGAUUGGAAUAACACUCAUUGAAGUAAAUCACUUUCACUUGAGUAACACAGAAGUCGUACAUUUAAUUUUUUUUCCUUUCUCUCACUCACUGGAGUAAUUUUCAUUGAAUUAAAACACUCUCAUUGGAGUAUCACUUAUUGAAGUAACUCUCUUUCUGUCUCUCUCUUGCAUUUUCUUCCUGGGGUAAUAUUACCAGAGAACUGAACCAAACACAAAGUUGAGUUAUUUGAGUUCAACUUACUUUUUUUCAAUUGCAUUUUUUUAAUUUCAAACAUACCGAAAUCUAAAAACAAGAAAGUCUCUUUAAAAAUUGAAUAAUCUAACAAAAAAAAAAAAAAUACCACAAGAAGUCUUACAAAUAUAUGUUUAUACAAAAUCUUUUCAUAAUUUAAAUUUUACACUUUUAUGAAACCAACUUUGUUAAGUUUUCUCUCAAAGGAAUCAAUCUUUGAGCAAAUUAUAUUGCUGAGUUUACUCAGGCUCAAACAGGCUCAAACAGGCUCACUGAGGCUUAAAGAGAAAACUGGCAAAAUAAAAGACUUUUUAAGAAUCUCCAGCACAAAAUAGAAUGGCAAUGCAGUGGCAAAAGCUUAGUCCAGCUCAGUUCCACCAACUGCAAGAAUAUUGCAACUUUUCUCCCAAGAAAGUUAAGGAGGUUAUGCAAGAAUUUAGUCCCAAUGGAGUCCUUUCAAAUUACAAUCCUGAUCAGCCAAUCGACUAUGAAGGAUUUUUGAUAUUUAUGCAGACGUACUUAGACAUGAAAGAGGUUCCUGAAGAACUAUGCAAAGCUCUAUUUCAGUCCUUUAUGAAAUCAGGUGCUGAUGUUCAAGGUGUCCAAGGUUCAAUUCUUAUCAAAGACGUGGUGUGCUACCUGUCACUUGUGGAAGGAGGAAGUCCCGGAGAAAAGCUGGAAUUUAUGUUCCGCUUAUAUGACAGUGAUAACAAUGGUUACCUGGAUUCCAAUGAAAUUGAUUGUAUCAUCAACCAAAUGAUGUCAGUUGCUGAGUACCUUGGUUGGGAUGUUUCCGAGCUAAAACCGAUUCUGCAAGACAUGAUGAGAGCCAUUGACUACGAUUCCGAUGGAAGAGUGACACUUGAAGAAUGGAAGAAGGGUGGCCUUACAACAAUCCCGCUUUUAGUCCUGCUUGGUCUUGAUGUUAAUGUCAAAGACGAUGGUACACAUUGUUGGUAUCUAAAGCAUUUUCGUUCCCAGAUGUCUUGUAAUAUGUGUAAAUCUGUUUUGUCUGGUAUGGGAAAAAAAGGAUUAUGUUGCCAAUUUUGUAAAUAUAUUGUACAUGAACGCUGUGUGCAGAAGGCCCCAGCAUCUUGUAUUAUGACCUAUGUGAAAUCUAAGAAAUCUUUCCAGGAUAUGCAGCAUCACUGGAUAGAUGGAAACUGUACCAAAAAAUGUGAUAAAUGCAAAAAGUCUAUUAAGUCCGGCAUCAAUGGCAAAACAUGUCGAUGGUGUAAAGCAUCGUAUCAUGAAAAAUGUGCUUCGAGUAUAAAACAAGAAUGUGAUUUAGGAGAGUUCAGAGAGCAUAUUUUACCACCGACAUCCAUUGUUCCAGCAGUUGUGGAGUUAGCACGAAGACGUUCUCUUGUUGGAGAAGAGAGCAUAAAUUUUAAAUCUGAAGGAAACGCUGUUCAUUAUUAUGAGGUCAUUCAGGAUAUAUACAACAAUCAACGAUGUAUAAGCCCCAUGAAUCAAAGCUCAUUCCAAAUUGAUCCUGUGCCUAACACACAUCCACUGUUAGUAUUUAUCAACCCAAAGAGUGGAGGAAAACAAGGCGAAAAAAUUUUUAGGAAGUUCCAAUACAUUCUAAAUCCUAGGCAGGUCUAUAAUUUGACGAAAGGUGGCCCUAAGGCUGGGCUGCAGUUCUUUAAAGAUGUAAAAUGUGCACGUAUCCUUGUAUGCGGCGGAGAUGGUACUGUAGGUUGGAUUUUAGAUGCUAUGGAUAAAAUGAAUAUUGAGCCACGCCUUCCUGUAGCUGUUCUUCCAUUGGGUACUGGAAAUGAUUUAGCUCGUUGUCUCAAUUGGGGUCCAGGAUAUGAAGGAGAAAGUUUAGAGAAAAUUAUUCAUUCUAUUGAGAAAAGUACCGAAGUGAUGUUAGAUCGUUGGCACAUUGAGGUGAAGGAUGUUGAAGAAAGUGGUGAACCUGGUGACGCUGUACCGCUUAAUAUCAUCAACAACUAUUUUUCUAUUGGAGUGGAUGCUUCCAUUUGCCACCGUUUCCAUACAAUGAGAGAAAAACAUCCAGAGAAAUUUAAUAGCAGAAUAAAGAACAAAAUGUGGUAUUUUGAAUUUGGUACAUCAGAAACGUUUUCUGCAACUUGCAAGAGCCUGCAUGAAAAUAUUGAAGUAUCGUGUGACGACUGUUCUCUAGAGGUGCAUAAAGGUUCUGGUCUUGAAGGUAUUGCCAUGUUAAACAUACCAACCAUUUAUGGUGGAGCAUCUUUGUGGGGUGAAAACCCAACCAAAAAACAAAAACAAAAGAUACUUAAAAGUGUCAAGAAAAAGAAAGACCAAAAGACUUACCCUCAGUCCAAAACUGAACUCCAAGCUUGCAUUUCAGACAUUGGUGAUAAAUUAUUUGAAGUUGCUGGAGUGGAAAACAGUCUGCAUGCUGGAAUGGUUAGCGGGAAAGUCAGGUCUGGGAAUCGAUUAGCGCAGACAUCUAAUCUAAAGAUAAAAACUAAAAAACGGGUGCCGAUGCAAAUUGAUGGAGAGCCUUGGGUACAAAAUCCUUGUACGAUAAUCAUAACUCAUAAAAACCAAGCACCAAUGCUCAUGGGACCGAAAGACAAGGUUCCUACUGGAUUCCUUAAAAUUUUCCGAUGAAUAAUAUCAGGUAUGUAACCUGUUUAUU